Messenger RNA from Racocetra fulgida, 1329 nucleotides. Lineage: Eukaryota; Fungi; Glomeromycota; Glomeromycetes; Diversisporales; Gigasporaceae. The record is from the annotation of a GenBank genome assembly.
GCUUUACAAGAAAUGGGAAAACGUACUGAAGCAUUACACUUUUUCGAUCAAAUGGAGCUUGAAGGCAUAAAACCAGAUUCUUCUACUCUAGAAGGGAUUGGCAUAACUGGAUUACAAGCUUUGUUAAAACUGCGAAAUACUUAUAAAGUAACGCCAAACCAUGCAGAUUUCAACACGUGUAUGGAUCAAGCUCUCAAAGAAUCAAAAUACAAUGACGCUAUGGAAAUUCUUUCAUAUAUGCAAGAAUCUGGUUUUAAACCGAAUGUUUCAACCUAUUCCAUAUUGAUGAAUGCCCAUAUCAGGCAAAAUGAUAUGUUUAGAGCCAUGGAAUUAUUUACUGCAAUGAAGAAUGAUAAUGUUGAACCUGAUGAUUAUAUUUACGCUUCCCUUAUUGAUGGUUUUUUGGCACAGAAUAAUGUUGAACAAGCUUUCACCUUAGUGGAUCAUAUGUUUGAAUCCAAGGUUAAGUUAAAUAAAAUGACCGUAAAUAGAUUAAUAGAUACUGCCUCAAAGUCUAAGGAUCCUAGAUUGGUUCAAAGAGUUUUUGAACGAAUAGAAAGGUUAACGAUACCAAACAAGGAUGCUUGUGAAAGAGUUCUCUGGCGAAUCGCUCAAUCAUAUGAUGUACCUGUAGUGGAAAAAUAUUUAAAGAUAAUGGACAAGCAUAAUCAUAUGAUUAAUAGAGAAACAUUUACUGCAAUAAUCACUGGUGCAAGUAAAGGUGGCAACUUACCUCAGACCAGAUAUUGGUAUAAUCUAAUGAUUAAACGGGGAAUUUCGCCAGAUCAUAUGUUACUUUCUAUGAUGAUAAGAGCUCACGCUGAUGCAAAAGAAAUAAAUAAAACUUUAUCAUUGUGGAAUGAUUUUCAUUACUUUAGUAUUGCGCCUGAUGAUGACGAUAUUAUGUAUGUACUAAAAUUAUGUGCAGAAACAAAUCAUUGGAGGGAUGAAAUCAGAAUUCUUGGACAAUUAAAGGAGUUAGGUUAUGAUGCUGAUUCAUACAAAGCAAAAAUAUCGGAACAACAACAAUCUAAUAACGGGAUUGAAACAAAGACGGACCCGGAUGAAGAGUAUUAUGAAGAGUACGGGGAGUACCUUAAAGCAAGAUUGGCUAAUAAGUCUGUUAUAAAGGCAAAGGAAAGGAUACAGAAAUGGGUUCGAGAUGUAGCGAAAAUAAGUUCUCAGAAAAUGGAUGAUAACGCUAAAAUUAGAGUUGAGCAAUGGACUCCUUACAGGAAACAUCCGUUACCAAUAACUGGACGAAAGCAACGAGGUGUUGAUGUCAAUGAAAUUGAAGUUGAUAUUAACGGAGCUAAUGAUCUUGGCUAG